Molecule: messenger RNA, 1452 nt
Organism: Trichoderma reesei QM6a
Lineage: Eukaryota; Fungi; Ascomycota; Sordariomycetes; Hypocreales; Hypocreaceae
Exons: 8
Biological process (GO): transmembrane transport
Cellular component (GO): plasma membrane
Molecular function (GO): purine nucleobase transmembrane transporter activity
Source: RefSeq, a predicted model, not a curated record
AUGGCGUACAUCAUCGCCGUCAAUGCCUCUAUCCUCUCUCAGACUGGCGGGACUUGCGAGUGUGCUCUGGCGGACAAGUUCCAAUGUGACACCAUCCCCGAAUUCGCGGAUUGCAAAGAAGAGGUUCGCAGGGACUUGAUUACGGCCACCGCAGCCUUGGCCGGUAUCUCCUCUUUGUUCUUUGGCCUCUUUACCAACCUUCCUGUCGCCCUUGCUCCAGGCAUGGGCCUUAACGCCUAUUUUGCUUACCAGGUCGUUGGCACCAAUGGGAGUGGCUCAAUCUCCUACCGCACUGCCCUGACUGCCGUCUUCUUCGAAGGCAUCAUCUUCAUGUUCCUGGCCCUCACGGGUAUGCGCCAGUGGCUCGUCAGGCUCAUUCCCGCCACCAUCAAGACGGCCACUGGAGUGGGCAUUGGCUUUUUCCUCACCGAAAUUGGACUCUCGUACUCGUCUGGCAUCGGUGCCAUCACGGGCGGCGGCAUAUCGACUCCCCUGAGCUUGGGCGGCUGCCCUCCCGAUAUGAUAAGUGAAACGACGGGAGGCUGCAAUGGAGGCCAGAUGACAAACCCAACUAUGUGGCUAGCCAUCUUCUGUGGCGGCAUCCUGACGGCUUUCCUCAUGGCGUUCAGGGUCAAGUACGCCCUCGUCAUUGGCAUCGCCCUUGUGUCCAUCAUCUCGUGGCCCCGCAACACGCCCGUCACUUACUUCCCCCAUACUCCCGAGGGCGACUCUCGCUUCGCCUUCUUCAAGCAAAUCAUCACCUGGCAUCCCCUAUCCAAGAUUCUAAAUCAGCUUGACUGGAGCCUUGAUUCCACCAGCACGACGCACUUUAUUCUCGCUCUCUUCACUUUCCUCUACGUCGACAUCAUCGACGCAACCGCCACCCUCUACUCCAUGGUCCGCUUCUGCGGUGUCGUCAACCCCAAAGACGGCGAUUUCCCCCGCUCCACCAUUGCAUACUGCACCGACGCGCUGUUCAUCUCGAUCGGGGCGCUGUUCGGCUGCUCGCCCGUGACGGCCUUUAUCGAGAGCGGCGCGGGCAUCGCGGAGGGUGGCCGGACCGGACUCACGGCCGUGGUUGCAGGGCUGUGCUUCAUCGGCUCCAUCUUCUUUGCUCCCAUCUUUGCUUCUAUCCCGCCGUGGGCUACGGGGUGCACGCUCAUUUUGGUCGGGUGCAUGAUGAUACGGCAGAUUACGCAGGUCAACUGGCGGUAUAUCGGCGAUGUGUUGCCGUCGUUUGUGGUCAUGACCUUUAUCCCGUUUAGCUACAGCGUUGCGUACGGCCUUAUCGCAGGCCUCUUUGUCUACACCACCCUCAACACGCUCAUCGCUCUCGUCGUCUUCUUCUCCAACAACCGCAUCGAACCCCGCGAAUACGACCUCAAGGAAUACUGGACCUGGCGAGGCUCCGGCCGUGCCCCGUGGUUCGUCCGAGCCAUGAGAAGAAACCGC